Molecule: messenger RNA, 918 nt
Organism: Aspergillus puulaauensis
Lineage: Eukaryota; Fungi; Ascomycota; Eurotiomycetes; Eurotiales; Aspergillaceae
Product: zinc finger MYND domain-containing protein
Exons: 2
Coding region: 1-918 (305 amino acids)
Source: RefSeq, a predicted model, not a curated record
AUGGAUAUGGCGAGACGUCGCAAUCAGAAAUCUGGACUUUCAGCCCCUGCAAAGCGAGAAAUCCAGAACCCCGACCUAGGAAAGUCUGAAGUGCACACUCCAAGUGAAAACGCAUCCAGCACCGACGACCCUUCUCCUCCUACCGACACGUUGGACUACCGACAAGACGAAGAUUGCUGUGUCAUAUGCAAUGCGAGCUCCGCUCGUCUAUGUCUUUGGUGUCGAAGCACUUGGUACUGCUCCAUCGAGUGUUUAGAAGAAGACUUCUCCACGCACAAAUUGCUCUGCCAACAGAUUUCCUCUCUUCCCCCGCGCCCAUCUCCAGAGCAUGUCCGAGCAAUAUUCUUCCCCGAGACUGCACGCAGGCCACAACUCACUUGGCUGAAAUACGAGUCUGGUGUUGACAACUUCGAUGGUACGGUCUGGACAAAGCUCCUCACAAACCCCUACCUCGGCCAUGACGAGUGCAAGACCAAACGCCUGAGGAUUGAACAAAAUCCGAUGCGAUCUCGGACAUUUGAGAGAGGUUUCGAACGUCGCAGCUCGGAGCGCGCUGGCUAUUGUAUCACGAUAGUGUACCGUGCAAGUGGCAACCCCUGUCUAAAUGAAAGUAUCCUCACCAGCCUUUCCCCGUCCGGCGUCGGAGAGAGUCCACUCCGCGGUCCCGUGGUUGCUGUGCGCGAGCAUCCCGGUAAGCUCUACGAGAAUAUCGCCCUGUCGGACUUUAGACAUAUCGUCGACUACCUCAUGAACUACGUCGCUCCGCGCCAGGUCUCCCGUAUCGUAACCGCACCUACCACUGGACCAGCGGCACCCCUUCACGGCGUCAAGAUACGGUGCUAUGGAGAAUCUCAGAAUAAAGCAGGGGCCAGUUUCGAAUCCGCGGGAUAUCAAUGCUGUUGGCUGUGCCUUCGGUGA